AUGCCCAGCCCAGCUUCAUCGCAAAUGGCAUCCGAAAAGGCACUUUUCGCACGACAGCAGGCCGCGGCUCCCCAGGAGGCACCCACAGAGGCGUAUCCUACGUCUGAUAACCGCGCGUCGGACGCCGGCGGUGGCGGCAUGCCGACAGUCGAGGACCCGUUCAACUUCCCUACGACGGAUGAGGCCCUUCCCCCCUACUCGACCCACGAAACCGAUGCGGCCGCGUCACCCGCCAUUGCAGUCGACAGCGCGGGCGGCCCGAGCAGCGCCGCGGCCGCUCGCCCUCCAGGCGCGCCGCCGUCGUCGGCGCGCUCCUCUAUGAAGCCGAUUGCCAUUCCGCAAGUUGUCCCCGACGCGUCCUCGCCCUUUGUCCACGCGUACCCGCCAUGCCUGCUCGCGCGCGGCAUCACGGAGCCGUCGUGGACGUCGUUCCUCGACACCGUCUCGGCCUUUUUGACGGCCAAGGUCGGCGACCGGGCCGUCAGCCACGCCGGCGACAUGGCCAAGCACCUGGCCGAGGGCACGUCGACGCUGGGCAAGAACAUUGCCAGCUACAGCAAGCGCCUCGGCAAGGACGUGGCCAAGCACGCCAAGCGCGGAAACAUCUUUGGCGUCGCGGCGACGGUCAUUGCCGGCUCCGUCAGCCUGCCCGUCAUGACGGCGCUCGGCGUGGCGGGCACGUUGACCAUGCUGCCGGGGGCGGCCGUCAGCGCCAUCGGCAAGAAGCCCAAGACGCCGGCGGAGCGCGUCAACGCGUACAACAUGGUGGCGAAUGAAAAGUGGCUUCAUCAGCGCGGCCUCCAUAUCCAGCUGGUUGACACGCCUGGUCUUGCGCAUAUGCUGGGGUUGCCGACGGAGCAGUUACUGGCGGUGGCGCGGUCGGGAAAGGAAGGCAGCGCGUCGGGCAUGCUGCAGGCACUGGAUCUUCACAUUGAGCCGUUGAAGAUAUCGGCAGAGACAACACUUGGACUGUCAGACAGAUCGCUUUGGCUCGUUCUGGUUGAGUUUGACGCUGAGGAGCUGGAGGAGCUGGACGGGGAGGAGGAUCAGGAGCAGGAGGAGAACUAUGGCAGGCGCAGGGGCAGGCGCAGGGGCAGAUACUAG
Messenger RNA from Cordyceps militaris CM01, 1104 nucleotides. RefSeq lists its product as uncharacterized. The transcript has a single exon. The record is from RefSeq and is a predicted model, not a curated record. NCBI's taxonomy places the organism in Eukaryota, Fungi, Ascomycota, Sordariomycetes, Hypocreales, Cordycipitaceae. Bases 1 to 1104 code for a protein of 367 amino acids.